AUGAUAGAAGACGCCGAUCUGAAGAAGAAUCCGGCUUUCAUCCGUUCCUCACUUACAGGAAUUACUCAGGAACACUAUGUGCUUCUUCAAUAUCUCUGUGUGCCAUUUGCUACACCACCACCACGCAUCACAGACCGGCUCGUCAUCACUAGCGGAGACUACACUUUGGAUUUUCGAACAUCAGCCGGAUGUACAACACCGCUUGAGGUGGUAACUAGAUUCAGACAAGGUGCAGUGGCGGUAUACUUCCUGUUCAACUUCACCAUCGAUGACAUCAUGCGAGGAUCAGUCGAUCAGUAUGCUCUAGUCGUCAUCUUAGCACCUUCUGCCCCUUGA
Messenger RNA from Necator americanus (New World hookworm), 336 nucleotides. RefSeq lists its product as uncharacterized. Lineage: Eukaryota; Metazoa; Nematoda; Chromadorea; Rhabditida; Ancylostomatidae. The transcript is spliced from 5 exons. The record is from RefSeq and is a predicted model, not a curated record. Bases 1 to 336 code for a protein of 111 amino acids.